AUGUACACCAAGCAGACUCUCGCUGUCGCCACCUUUGCCGCCGCGGCAUCGGCAAACUUCAUGCCCAUUGCCCGCCGGGACUUUGUCGAGGCCCGCGUGACCGACUCUGGCAACGAUGCCUGCGUGACGGCCCUCGGCCAGAUCCUGCCCAUCUACACCGAGAUCCCCUACCCGCCCAAGGAGCUCCUGACCGUCGCGGUCCCCAACGACCCCUGCGAGACCCCAGACAUUACCGGCUCCCUGGCCGCCGAGUACACGGCCUACACCUCCAAGGUCCUGGGCUGGUACAGCCAGCACAGCGCCGAGCUCCUCAGCGCCCUGACUGGAUGCAGCGAGCUUGCUGGCUACGCUACUGACGUCCCCGUCUGCUCUACUGCCGCUGUUGUUGCCCCUUACCCUACCUCGACUGAGAGCGCUCCUGAGGAGACUGGCUAUGCCUCAUCUGGCUCUGGCUCCUCUGGCUCUUCUGGCUCUAGCUCUGGCGAGUCUUCUGGAUCUUCGGGUUCUUCCGGUUCCUCAGGCUCGGAGUCUGGAGAUGAUUCUUCAUCUGGCUCGGACGAGUCCUCCGGAUCUGGUUCUGAUGAGUCUUCCGGAUCUGGCUCGGAUGAGUCUUCUGGAUCUGGGUCUGACGAGUCCUCCGGUUCGAGCUCUGGCUCUGAUGAAUCUUCCGGUUCAACCUCUGGAUCGGGAUCUGACGAGUCUUCCUCAGGAUCCGAUGAGUCCUCGGGAUCUACGUCUGGAUCUGGAUCUGAUGAGUCGUCUGGCUCUGGUGCCGACUCAUCCGACUCUGGUGCUGAUGCCGGUGCUGGUGCCGGUGCCGAGGAGACCCCCUCCGCCGCAGCAGGUGCCGAGCCCACCGUCACUGGCUUCGACUACAGCAGCAGCACCGCGACCGACAGUGCCAAGCCCACCUACGCCACUGCCGCUGCAGCUCGCGAGACUGGCUUUGCCGCCGGUAUCAUUGCCGCUGCCGGUUUGGCCGUCGCUGUCGCCGUACUGUGA
Molecule: messenger RNA, 1002 nt
Organism: Pestalotiopsis fici W106-1
Lineage: Eukaryota; Fungi; Ascomycota; Sordariomycetes; Amphisphaeriales; Sporocadaceae
Exons: 1
Coding region: 1-1002 (333 amino acids)
Source: RefSeq, a predicted model, not a curated record